AUGAUGCGUCGUCUGAAGAGCAUUGCUUCUGGUCGGGCUUCCGUCUCAGAUCCUGGUGGGGAUUUAAGCACUAGCAAGUCAAAAAUGGAGCAUGAAUCGAAUCAAAGAGACUUACACAAAGUAGAGGUAGGAGAAAAAAGUUCAAAAGCUCCAAAGGAGCUUACGGUAUUUAACUCGUCUGAAACAACCGCAAGCACAUCCUCCAAUGCUGUAAAUGGUAAAAAGCCCGAGAACACGGACCACAAAGAGCUACCCAAAAAUAUGCCCGAAAUGAAGAUCAGAGAUGGUAAAAAUGCUAACGGAGAGGAGAAUGUCAAGGCCAAGUGUCUGGAAACAAAUGAAUUUGUGGCUAUAAAGAAAGUACUGCAAGAUAGGAGAUAUAAAAACCGAGAGCUGCAGAUUAUGCGAUUGCUUGACCAUCCUAAUGUCAUUCACUUAAAACAUUCUUUCUAUUCCACUACCGAGAAAAACGAGGUGUACCUCAACCUUGUUCUGGAGUAUGUCUCCGAAACUGUUCAUCGGGCUUCGAGGCAUUAUAUCCGGGUGAACCAGUACAUGCCCUUUUUGCAUGUACAGCUUUACACAUACCAGAUUUGCCGAGCGUUAAAUUACAUUCAUAGAGUUAUAGGGGUUUGUCAUCGUGACAUAAAGCCACAGAAUCUACUGGUUAACCCUCACACCCACCAGCUUAAGAUUUGUGAUUUUGGGAGUGCAAAGAUGUUGGUACCUGGUGAACCAAAUAUAUCAUACAUUUGCUCUCGGUAUUAUAGGGCUCCCGAACUUAUAUUCGGAGCUACGGAGUACACAACUGCAAUUGACAUGUGGUCGACUGGUUGUGUUAUGGCUGAGCUUCUCUUGGGGAAGCCUCUGUUUCCUGGGGAGAGCAGUGUUGAUCAGCUAGUUGAAAUAAUUAAGGUUCUGGGGACGCCGACUAGGGAGGAAAUCAAGUGCAUGAAUCCAAAUUACACCGAAUUCAAAUUUCCUCAAAUUAAAGCCCACCCAUGGCACAAGGUUUUUAAUAGGAGAAUACCACCUGAAGCAUUGGAUAUAGUGUCCAGGUUACUCCAAUAUUCACCUACUCUACGUUUCACUGCCUUGGAGGCUUGUGCCCACCCGUUUUUUGACGACUUGAGAGAGGCCAAUGCAUGUAUUCCUAAUGGGAGACACUUUCCCCCUCUCUUUGAUUUUUCACCUGAAGAAUUGGCGGAUGCACCUCCAGAGCUGCUACAACGUCUUGUUCCACAACAUGCAAAGAAGUGA
Messenger RNA from Striga hermonthica, 1260 nucleotides. The record is from the annotation of a GenBank genome assembly. NCBI's taxonomy places the organism in Eukaryota, Viridiplantae, Streptophyta, Magnoliopsida, Lamiales, Orobanchaceae.